Phragmites australis (common reed) is the source of this 2074-nucleotide messenger RNA. RefSeq names its product proteinaceous RNase P 2-like. Gene Ontology annotation, molecular function: ribonuclease P activity; protein binding. The transcript has 6 exons. NCBI's taxonomy places the organism in Eukaryota, Viridiplantae, Streptophyta, Magnoliopsida, Poales, Poaceae. The record is from RefSeq and is a predicted model, not a curated record. The coding region runs from base 84 to 1730 and encodes 548 amino acids. Gene Ontology annotation, biological process: tRNA 5'-leader removal.
GCUUUAACCCCUAACCCACUCUUCGUCCACCCUGCCCCAGCCGCCGCCGCCGCCGCGCCGCCCACUCGGCCACGGCGACGCCCAUGGCCACCACCGCGACUACGCGCCGAAGGCCGCGGCGGGGCUCCAAGGGCCCCAACUCGGACCUCUCCCGCACUCUCACUGACUGCACCCGCCGAGGGGACGCCGCUGCCGCCAUGGCCGCAUUCGACGCCGCCGACUUCGACCCCGACGCGGCCUCUGCCCCUACCCGCCUCGCUGCUCACCAGUACAACCAGCUCCUCCACCUACUCGCCACCGCCGACCGCUCCUCGUUCCCCAACCCCGCCGCCGCCGCACGCCGUGUCUUCGCCCACAUGCUCCGGGUCGGCGCCGCCCCGUCCGAGGCCACCAUCACCUCGCUCGCCCGCGUCACCUCCUCCGACGCCGCCAACCCCGCGGCUGCCGACCAGGCAUUCGAGCUCGUCGCGACCAUGAAGGAGAAGCACGGCCUCGCCCCGCGCCUCCGUUCCUACAGCCCCGUGCUGGCGGCGUUCCGUCGAGCCGGGGAGGCCGCGAAGGCCUACGCCGUAGAGGCCCACAUGGCAGCCUCCGGUGUCUUGCCUGAGGAGCCCGAGCUUGCCGUACUCCUAGACGUCAGCUCGAGCGCCGGGGACGCGGACAAGGUGUAUGAAUAUAUGCACAAGCUGAGGCACGCAGUGGACUGCGUGAGCAAGGAGACGGCAGCGGUGGUGGAGGGUUGGUUCAGGAGUGAGAAGGCCGCGAUGGCCGGUAAGAGUGAGUGGGACGUCCCUCAGGUGAAGGACGCCAUUGUGGCGAACGGUGGUGGGUGCCAUCGGCUUGGGUGGCUUGGAAGCGGCCCGUGGACGGUGCAGCGGGUGAGAGUUGGGGCAGAUGGUGAGUGUGAGGGGUGUGGAUGCCGGCUAGCUUGUAUUGAUAUUGACAUGGAGGAGACACAGAGGUUUGCUGAUUCUGUUGCUGGUUUGGCCCUUGAGAGGGAGACGAGAACAAAUUUCAGCUGUUUUCAGGAAUGGUUGGAAGCACAUAAAGAAUAUGAAGCUAUAGUCGACGGUGCAAAUAUUGCACUGUAUCAACAAAAUUUUGCGGAGGGUGGUUUCAGUUUGACUCAGUUGGAUGCUGUUAUAACAGAGCUACGGGAUGUACAUAGUGGGAAAUGGCCACUUGUUAUACUACAUAAUAAACGAAUUGCCAAGCUUAUGGAAAAUUCAUCUAAUAGACAUUUUAUUGAAACUUGGAGAGCAAACGGGACACUGUACACUUCACCAAGUGGGUCAAAUGAUGACUGGUAUUGGCUAUAUGCAGCAAUUAGACUAAACUGUUUGCUUGUGACUAAUGAUGAAAUGAGAGAUCACAUAUUCGAGCUUCUAGGAUCAUCCUUUUUCCCGAAGUGGAAGCAACGUCAUCGGGUCAAGUACACCUUUAAUAAAGGAAAAGCGGUGCUUAUGAUGCCACCACCUUAUUCUUCAGAGAUUCAAGAGUCCAAGAUGGGAUCUUGGCACGUGCCGAUGGAAGAGAAGUCCGGUGAUGAGAGAGUUAGGAUUUGGCUUUGUAUUGGUAGGACAGGGCCCUGCAAGGAACCCGAUGAAGCUCCUGUGUCUAACAGAGUUGUCCAGGAAGUGCCUCCAACUGCGGCAUCUAGUGGAGCGCAGCAGAGGCUACCAGAAAAUAAGGCUGAGUCAGUAUCUGGUAAAAGAAAGAAUAGAGAUUGAUCACCUAUCCAGCAGCAGAGGCUACCAGAAAAUAAGGCUGAGUCAGUAUCGGUGAGCAAUUGAGGCUCUCUGUGUUGGAGGGGAUUCGGUAUAGCAGCUCGCGUUUGUUUGCGCUGCGCAUUCCCGCUUGGUGAGCAAUUGAGGCGUGUAGUGUUUCUGUAGUCUGCUUGGUUGCAUCCAUGAUUGGGUUAUAUUUCAGGCUAUUUUUUUUUUCGUACCAAGGAUUUGGCUGCAUCCAUGAUCUUGAUGCCAUUGGAAAACUCAACUUGAUUGUACUCUCACACACUCUCCAGUUAAUGAACAGGUGAAUCGCAUUCCAGAUGCAUGAUAACCUUUCCAGGUGA